Molecule: messenger RNA, 1802 nt
Organism: Fopius arisanus
Lineage: Eukaryota; Metazoa; Arthropoda; Insecta; Hymenoptera; Braconidae
Product: ataxin-7-like protein 1
Exons: 6
Coding region: 7-1782 (591 amino acids)
Source: RefSeq, a predicted model, not a curated record
GUGACAAUGUCGGGGAGUGACAGCCCAACGUUUUUUCACGGCCAACCCUGGUCCAGUUGGAUUGAAAGAAUUGGACGUGACAAACCACUCAGCGAUGAAGAGCCAGAGGUUGAACCAUCUAGCUGCGUUACACGGCUGUCGGCAGAUGACAUUGAUUUGUACGGCUUCUGUCCAGAGAGGGAUACAUUUUACGGUGUGGUAUGUGAGCUGUGCAAUGCCAUUGUCAAGCCUCAAGCACUUAUACAGCACAUGGAGAGUAGACAUUCUUCGGAUACAGUGAAUUUGCCACCGCCUUCAACGCCAGCAUCAAAGACAACCGUGAAAACUCCCUACUGCAAAAUAUCGAAAUUAACGAAGAAACCUCAGCCAUCUCAGAGCUCAUCUGCAAGCAAUAACAGCGGCAACGGUGCCAGCGGCACGAGUGCAACAACAGCUAGUAACAGUUCGAAAAUCAAUCACACGUCAGUGAAGAGAAAUGCCGAGCAAGCCUUACUGCCGACAUCACCACUCGAUGGCUCUUGCAGUCUUGUAGGAUCAAAUAUUUCAUCUGGGAUGACUGCUAGUGCCUCGACUCCUGUGCCAUCGAGUCCAGUCAAGAGUCCAGGGAACAACAGCAGUGCCAGUAACACAACGAGUAAUAAUGGAGCGAAAAGAAAAAGACUCAAGGCUGAUCGAGGACUCCUCAAGGACCGGGAGUACGAUCCAGAUCGACAUUGUGGAGUCUGGAACGAAGAGACUGGCAAGCCCUGCACUAGGUCACUCACCUGCAAAGCACACACCGUCUCGUUACGACGAACUGUCGCCGGUCGGAGCAAAAGUUUCGACAAACUUCUCGCUGAGCACAGGGCGUCCAAGGAUCUUCCAAACAGGACCUCCAAGAUCACCGUCACUGGAACUGUUACCCUCUCCACAGCAUCAGCUCUAUUGAAUACCAAUUUGACAAUUGCUAAUGAUAAUGAUGCUCCUGGUUCACCACCUGUACUAUCUCUGCCGGAUACUUAUCCACUGCCGAAGGCUGUUGAUUUGCUUUAUCGGUGUCUGGCCCCGCAUGGCUCCACUAAACCUACAAAACUGGAAGAGGAUUUUGUGAAAGAGGAGAUGAGACUGGAAUCGACUGCAGCAGCGGCAGCAGCAGCGAAAGCCUCAUUAUCUGCAGGUUCGAUGGCUCCGAUCUCGAUUGUUUUACCCUCGCUGUCUCCAAUAGGAACGAGCAAUGAUGCAUCACCAGUUGCCACACUGAUUCCUGUCAAUACCUCGUCCUCACUUCCAGCUAUUCAAACACCACUGCCACCGCCGAAUGCCCAAUUGCCCAAUACUGUUCUCGAGGGCGAAACUCUGUCGGAUGUUAAUACCGAGAGUAUGACGCUGUACUCACCAAUGGCAAUGUUCAAAGAUACGAAAUCACAAAUCAUCAUGCAAAUUCCGAGGCCAAGCAGUUUAAUGCACUCACCGAUGUCCAGGAAUUAUCAGGGUCAGGCUUCUAUGCCUAGUCUUGUAUUUGAGGAUCAUAUGGAUCAUCCUAAACAACAAUUGGCCAAUGGAAAGAGAUUCAAUAAUCACACGGGCACCUCCAGUCCAGUGGCUGGACGUACUUCAAGAAAGAGCAAACAAGAUUUUCAAUCUGAUAAUUACUCGUCUGCUAUUCAAGUGGAAACUACUUCACCCCGUUAUCCUCAUUUCAGUGACAUUGCUUGGUCUAAUUGUCACCCAGAGCCAUUGGCUGUCAGCCGCUGGCUGCGUAUCACAUCAACUCGUAAACAGUAUAACUUUAAUAUUCACUGACAUAAGAUCCCACCCACUCC